This is a messenger RNA of Nematolebias whitei (Rio pearlfish), 1738 nucleotides long. RefSeq names its product tyrosinase. Gene Ontology annotation, biological process: pigmentation; melanin biosynthetic process. The record is from RefSeq and is a predicted model, not a curated record. NCBI's taxonomy places the organism in Eukaryota, Metazoa, Chordata, Actinopteri, Cyprinodontiformes, Rivulidae. Gene Ontology annotation, molecular function: tyrosinase activity. Bases 57 to 1691 code for a protein of 544 amino acids. The transcript is spliced from 5 exons.
AUAUUUUAGUUAAUUUCUUUUCAAGUGCCUACCAUCUCCAUCUCUGUGCUGCUGUGAUGUGGCCGAUAAAACCGUUUUUUUUCUUUUUGUGUCUCGCCCCCACCUAUCAACAGUUUCCCCGUCUUUGUACCACUCCAGAAGCCCUGCAGACCAAGGAGUGCUGCCCGCCUUGGGAGGGCGACGGCUCAGCUUGUGGGGCCAGGUCGGGCAGAGGUUCCUGUGAGAAUGUAGUGGUCUCGGAACAGCCCGACGGGCCACAGUACCCCUUCUCCGGCUUGGACGAUCGAGAGAAGUGGCCCUUGGUUUUCUACAACCGAACCUGUCGGUGUGUCGAGAACUUUAUGGGAUUCAACUGUGCGGACUGUAAGUUUGGCUACUUUGGGGAGAACUGCCACGAGAGAAGAGAGUCUCUGAGGAGGAACAUUUUUCACCUGACCAGAGCGGAGAGGAACAGACUUGUGUCUUAUCUGAACCUGGCCAAGCAGACAGUCAGCAGAGACUAUGUUGUGGCAACAGGGACAUACAGGGACAUGGCGAACGGCUCCAUCCCUCUGUUUGCUGAUGUGUCUGUGUAUGAUGUGUUUGUGUGGAUGCAUUACUACGUGUCCCGGAAUGCAUUGCUGGGUGGGCCGGGAAAUGUGUGGACUGAUGUGGACUUUGCUCACUGGGCCCCUGCAUUCCCCCCAUGGCACCGCGUGUACCUGCUCCACUGGGAACAUGAGAUCAGAAAGCUGACCGGAGACCAGAGUUUCACCAUUCCUUACUGGGACUGGAGAGAUGUCCAGGGCUGUGAUGUGUGCACAGAUGAGCUGAUGGGAGGCAGGAGCCCUGGGGACCCCUCUCUUAUCAGCCCAGGUUCUGUCUUUUCCUCUUGGAAAGUUCUAUGCUCUAAGGCUGAAGAGUACAGUAACAGAGGUGUUUUAUGUGAUGCCAGUGAUGAAGGCCCAGUGCGCCGCAAUCCCGGAAACCAUAAUCGAAAUUUAGUUGAAAGAUUACCAACUUCUGCAGAUGUGGAGUUCACGCUCAGCCUCCCAAACUAUGACACUGGAGCAAUGGACCGCAGCGCCAACAUGAGCUUCAGGAACACUCUGGAAGGAUUUGGGGACCCUCAGACGGGGUUAGGUAACAGUGCUCGUUUGGGUAUGCAUGCUUCUCUGCACGUGUAUAUGAACGGGUCCAUGUCGUCAGUGCAGGGCUCUGCAAACGACCCCAUAUUUAUUCUUCACCAUGCUUUUGUUGACAGUCUCUAUGAGCAGUGGCUAAGGAGGCACAGCCCGUCUCCAUCCCAGUAUCCAGAGUUUAAUGCACCCAUUGGACACAAUGGUGACUACCACAUGGCACCAUUCCUGCCUCUCCACAGAAACAAAGAGUACUUUAUCUCCAGCAAAGAGCUUGGAUAUGAGUAUUCCCACUUGCUUAAUGCUAACCAAAGGCUUGCAGAAUCCAUGCGUCCCUACCUGGAUGACCUGCAGGGCAUGUGGCCCUGGCUGCUGCUCGCAGGACUUUGUGGAGUAAUCGUGACAAUGACCAUUGUUACUGCUGUCCUGCUUGCAAAACGUCCAUCUAAAGGAAUGCUGUGGCCUUCUGUAAAAAGCUGGAGGCAUGCGCUUGCUCUCCCAGAGAGACAGCCUCUUAUCUGGAGCAACAAAAUGGAAGAAUCCAAUUACAACAGCUACCAAACCACCAUGUAAAAACACAAGUUGUGCAGAGAUGUACCAACACUGUUAACUUUGUUCAU